UUCAACACUCACCCACUGAAACAUUUAAACAAUAUGACUCUCCCAAUAAACUUGUUCGGUCCACUAUUAACAAUGAUAAAUGUCUUAGACAAUUUCUAUUUUGAAUGGAGUUAGUUUUAGUUACAUAGCAGUAGGCAUAUCAUGACCACAGGAACCCCAAWGAUCAAUGAAYAAAUCAGUCAUAUAUGUCAGCGGACUACUGUUUGAUUGUCAAACAAAAUGGCGGGUUUUGGUGAUAAUUCUCGAGUGAAGGGUGUAACUGUGGUUAAACCGAUCGUKUAUGGKAAUAUUUCGCAUUAUUUUGGCAAGAAACGYGAGUCGGAUGGCCAUACACAUGGCUGGACCGUGUAUUUGAGACCGUUCAAAAACGAGGAUAUGUCAAGUUAUGUCAAGAAGGUUCAUUUCAAGCUUCAUGAAAGCUAUCCCAAUCCACUUCGAGUUGUGACAAAGCCACCUUAUGAAGUCAAUGAAUCAGGAUGGGGAGAGUUUGAAAUCACUAUUAAGAUUUUCUUUAUGGAUCCACAAGAAAGACCAGUCACACUGUACCACCUUCUGAAGCUUUUCCAGACAGAGUCAGCUUUAGCAUCUGGUAAAAAACAACUAGUGGCAGAGUUUUAUGAUGAAAUUAUAUUCCAAGAUCCCACGCAAAUGAUGCACCAGUGCUUGCUGAGUACUAAACAGUUGCAACCAACAAAACACGAAAAAGAUUGGCAAGAAACCGAGCAACGAACCAUCAAUGCAAUAUCUACAGCAAGAUCAAAAAUCGGUAAAGAAAUCAGUCAAUUAAACGAACGGUUAAAA
Molecule: messenger RNA, 801 nt
Organism: Exaiptasia diaphana
Lineage: Eukaryota; Metazoa; Cnidaria; Anthozoa; Actiniaria; Aiptasiidae
Product: YEATS domain-containing protein 4
Biological process (GO): regulation of DNA-templated transcription
Source: RefSeq, a predicted model, not a curated record